This is a messenger RNA of Entrophospora sp. SA101, 1569 nucleotides long. NCBI's taxonomy places the organism in Eukaryota, Fungi, Glomeromycota, Glomeromycetes, Entrophosporales, Entrophosporaceae. The record is from the annotation of a GenBank genome assembly.
AUGGUUCAAUCGAAUACGACAACUAUUUCCCUAAAUAAAAAGACAGAAGUUGACGAAACUGACAGUGUGGAAAUUGAGUAUGUAUCAGAACUCCCGGAUCUAUCUAACGAACCUUUCUUUGAAGAAUUCUCAAAGGUUUUUGCCCAUUUUCAGAUCACGAAAGAAGAACCUGAGGUUAAUUUAAAUAAUGAUAGAGACGAAGAAAAGGCUGAAACUAUAAACCCACAAAAUGAAUUAAGUGUUGCUCAAUUAAAACAAUUAGUUAAAAGACCUGAAGUUGUCGAGUGGGUUGAUGUUACAGCAGCUGAUCCAAAGCUUUUGGUCAGUUUAAAAGCUUAUAGGAAUACUGUGCCCGUUCCUCAACAUUGGUCUCAAAAAAGAAAAUAUCUUCAAGGAAAAAGAGGAAUAGAAAAACCCGCAGAAGCGGUAAGAGAAAAAGAAGAUGCAGCGAAAUUAAAGCAAAAAACUCGUGAAAGAGUUCAACCAAAAAUGGGAAAAUUAGAUAUUGAUUAUCAGAAAUUACAUGAUGCGUUUUUCAGAUUUCAAACUAAACCAAAGUUGACAAUUCAUGGUGAAUUGUAUUAUGAAGGUAAAGAGUUUGAGACGAAAUUAAAAGAAAAGAAGCCAGGACAACUUUCAGAUGAAUUAAAGGCUGCAUUGAAUAUGCCACCACUUGCCCCACCACCAUGGUUAAUUGCUAUGCAACGUUAUGGUCCACCACCAAGUUAUCCUAAUCUAAAAAUUCCAGGGCUUAAUGCUCCGAUUCCUGAAGGUGCACAAUGGGGAUUUCAUCCUGGAGGAUGGGGCAAACCACCUGUGGAUGAGUAUAAUCGUCCAUUGUAUGGAGAUGUUUUCGGAACAUAUCAUCAAGACAUACCAUCUGAGAAUGUUCAACCAAUUGAAAGAAAAUUAUGGGGAGAGCUGGAACCUGAAGAAGAAGUAGAAGAUGAGAGUGUCACAUCAAAAGCAUUACAAGAGGGACUUGUAACGCCAAGUGGAUUUUCAAGUGUACCGAAUGGUUUACAAACACCUGAUUAUAUUGAAUUGAGAAAAUUCCAAGCUACGCCAGCAACCACUACAUCAUCGUCAGCAAUAAAUGCUAGUUUGGCAAGUGGAUUGGAAACACCUGACUUUAUUGAAUUAAGGAAACAUCAAAAACCUGAUGAAGAGGAAACCAAACAAUUGUUUACUGUUAUUCCACAAAAAGAAGUCCCUAUUUCAGGGUUUAUGGGAUCUCAACACGUAUACGAUAUUUCUAACACGGCAGGAUCAACUGCAGCAACAUCCAAAGGAGCAAAGAGAAAAGUAAUAGGAACUGGUGUUGAAGUGGCGCUUGACCCUUCUGAGAUGGCAAAUUUGGAUGAAGAAACUUUAAGAGCUAAAUUUGAAGAAGCUCAACAGGCACAUCAACCUGAAGGAGCGCAUGAAGAUUUGUCAGACAUGGUCGCAGAACAUGCUAGUAAACAAGCUAAAAAGAGACAAAAAAUGCAAGAUGCAAGAGCAGCUGCUAGAGAUACUGGAUCCACUGGUAAUACAGGAUCUAAGAAAUAUAAAGAAUUCAAAUUUUAG